This is a messenger RNA of Hemibagrus wyckioides, 1280 nucleotides long. RefSeq names its product SLAM family member 7-like. The transcript is spliced from 6 exons. The coding region runs from base 111 to 1058 and encodes 315 amino acids. The record is from RefSeq and is a predicted model, not a curated record. NCBI's taxonomy places the organism in Eukaryota, Metazoa, Chordata, Actinopteri, Siluriformes, Bagridae.
UCCAGCUCCACCCUUUCUGAAGCUACUGUAGGAAUCGUUCAGUUAGACCUAUUUUUGUGUGUUGAGUCAUGCUGAUAAAAUGUAGUACAGAUAAAAUGUAAUAAAGCAAAAUGAGGAUAUAUUUUCCACAUCACCAGCUGCUCUGUCUUUUCAUGUCAGAGAUCUUCAGCUCGGUUGGUGUCUCUUCAGUUCAGGAGGUGAUCGGUGCUGUAGGCCAGUCUGUUACGUUUCCUAUCAGUGUUCCUGUUUCUGGGACUAUACUUUAUAAAGGUGACACAGUUGGACAGGUGUUGAAUAAACAGAGUGAGAUAAACAGUGAGAAGUUUCAGAAUCGUCUUCAUUGGGUCAGUCAGAGUGGGUUCUUCACUCUCUCAGACCUGAGAACAGAUGAUUCAGGACUUUACACAGUUCACAGCACUAAAGAGCUGGAGGGAAAACAGGAGUAUCAGCUGGAGGUGUACGAGAGAGUUUCAGCUCCUCUGGUGAACACAACCAGUAGUUCUUCAGAGUUCUGUUCAUUACUGUGUUCUGUGAGGAACGUCAGAGGACUGAAGCUCAUCUGGUAUGAAGACUAUGUUUUAUUAAACCAAACUAGCAGCAGCUCCACAUCCAACAUCACACUGAAUCUUCAUCUAGAAAUAAAGAAGACGGAGAAUCACAGAGAGAGAACCUUCAGCUGUGUGUCUUCCAACCCAGUCAGUAAGGAGACUACAAUCACCAUCACACACGUCUGCUCUCUGAACACAGAUCCUCGUCCUCCUGAUUGGCUAAGAAUUCUGAUUCCAGUCCUGGUGUCUGUGCUUUUAGUCAUAGCAGUAAUCGUGAUGGUUGUGUAUCUGAAGAAAAGGAAACAAAAUGAAGCCAGUCCCCAGACAGAAGUCUCCUCUGCAACUGAAGGACUGAAUGAAGAAAUACUGUAUUCUGUGAUAAAUCAUAAAAACCCCACUCAGACAAAUAUACGAGAACGUGCCGAUGAUGAAGCAUGUGCACUAACGACGGUUUAUGACCGAAUUAGACCAGAGAGAACAUCAGACUGCGACAAUAACGGAACAGAAUAAACCAGAACUGAAGGCUGUGAAUAUAUUAUAUAUUUAACACCAGUUAUAAAUGUAACUGUGUUUAUGAAAAUGCUCCAUAUUCACGUUAAAGGAAGGUUUUUUUGAUGGCUUUUGAGGGCUUUUUUUAGUUUAAUGCCACAGAAAAAGAUUUCAUGAAAGUCCCUUAAUUUCCUAAUGGAGUUAAUUUAUUGAAAUAAACCCCUUUUUAUAUACCGCUACAAA